CUCUUCCCUUCUCCUCCUUCUCUCUAAGAAAGGAAACUGCUCUGUAACAAAACCAGAAGGACUCUAUCGACUCCAGACAGUUGUCUGACCGCGGGAAGAGCAUCUCCAAGCCUUCAUACGUGUCAACAUGGAAGAAGCACUGGCGCCUUUGAGGAAAGCUGUGAGGGAGCAGGGUGAUCUGGUGCAGCAGUUGAAGGAAAAAGGCGCCACAGAGCAGGAGAUGAGCAAGGCCGUUGCUGAGCUGAAAGCCAGGAAGAAGAUCCUUGAAGCAAAGGAGCUCGCCCUGCAACCCAAAGAUGACAUGCUGGACAGAGCAAAGAUGGAGGACACCUUCAAGAGGAGGUUCUUCUACGAUCAGGCUUUUGCCAUUUAUGGAGGUGUCAGCGGCCUGAUUGACUUUGGCCCUGUGGGCUGUGCUGUGAAGAACAACAUCCUGCAGGAGUGGAGGAAUCACUUUGUCCAUGAGGAGCAGAUCCUGGAGAUCGACUGCACCAUGCUCACCCCAGAGCCUGUCCUCAAGACGUCAGGUCAUGUGGAUAAAUUUGCUGAUUACAUGGUGAAAGAUGCCAAAACGGGGGAUUGUUUCCGCGCUGACCACCUCCUCAAAGCUCACUUGGGAAAACUGAUUAAAGAUGAGAAAUGUUCACCAGAGAAGGCAGCUGAGAUGGAAGAUGUCAUCACUCAGAUGGACAACUACACCCAGCAGGAACUGGCUGAUCUGUUUGUGAAAUACAACGUCAAGUCCCCUUCCACAGGAAAUGACCUCACACCUCCUGUCGCCUUCAACCUGAUGUUCCAGACAUCCAUCGGACCGGGAGGGAACACCCCUGGAUAUCUGAGGCCUGAAACAGCUCAGGGAAUGUUUCUCAACUUCAAACGCUUGCUGGAGUUUAACCAGGGGAGACUUCCCUUUGGUGCUUCUCAGAUUGGAAACUCCUUCAGGAAUGAGAUCUCGCCUCGCUCUGGACUCAUCCGUGUCAGAGAGUUCACCAUGGCAGAGAUCGAGUUCUUUGUGGACCCCAAUGAAAAAGUACACCCUAAAUUCUCAAACGUGGCAGACCUGGAGAUCAUGCUGUUCUCCUCCAAGGCUCAGACCAGCGGCCAGCCUGCACAGGUCAUGAGGCUGGGAGAUGCUGUGGAGCAGGGUGUGAUAAAUAAUUCCGUUUUGGGUUACUUCAUUGGAAGAAUCUACCUCUACCUCAUCAAAGUGGGUCUGUCCAAAGAUAAAGUGCGUUUCCGUCAGCACAUGGAGAAUGAGAUGGCUCACUACGCUUGUGACUGCUGGGACGCUGAGUCCAAAACCUCCUAUGGCUGGAUAGAGAUCGUGGGCUGUGCUGACCGCUCCUGCUAUGACCUGUCAUGUCACACCAGAGCCACCGGGGUCGCUUUGGUGGCUGAAAAACCCCUGAAGCAACCCAAAGUUGUAAAUGUCGUCCAGUUCGACCCUAAAAGAGGACCCAUUGGAACAACCUACAAGAAGGAUGCUAAGAUUAUCCUGGAUUACAUGGCUGCCUGUGAUGAAUGCUACAUCACUGAUCAAGAGAAGCUACUUGAAGAGAAAGGGGAGUUCAGCAUUGAGACAGGAGGCCAGACUUUUAAGAUAACCAAAGACAUGGUAGGUGUGAAGAGGUUCCAGAAAACUCUGCAUGUGGAGGAGAUUGUUCCCAAUGUAAUCGAGCCGUCCUUUGGCAUUGGCAGGAUCAUGUACUCUAUCUUCGAGCAUUCGUUCCACGUCCGGGAGGGAGAUGAACAGAGGGUGUAUUUCAGCUUUCCUCCUAAUGUAGCUCCAUACAAAUGCUCCAUCCUUCCUCUGAGCCACAACCCAGAGUUUGGGCCAUUUGUUCAGAAGCUAUCUGAGGACAUGACUAAAAAUGGCGUGUCUCACAAAGUGGAUGACUCUUCAGGAUCCAUUGGGAGGCGCUACGCCAGGUGGGAUGAGAUCGGCAUUGGGUUUGGAAUCACUGUCGACUUUGACACAGUGAAGAAGACGCCUCACACCGCCACGCUGAGAGAGCGCGACUCUAUGAGGCAGAUCAGGGCUGAGAUUUCUGAGCUGCCAGGGGUUGUUCGAGAUCUGGCCUUGGGUGUUUUGACAUGGGCAGAGGUGGAGGAGAAGUACCCCAUCUUUGAAGGACAGGAGAGCAGCAAGAAGGAGUAACAAACUGGGACUCAAUAAAAAUUUUACAUCCCAAAAAUAGCAAUAUUUUUAAAACAAAGAGCUUAUUAGCUUUGUGAAUAUCAUACGCUUUUAUACAACGGUCAAAACUAUUUCUUUCAUGGGAUGUAUGAUUAUGAUGUAUGAUUGUGAUUGAGCUUGCACACUGAUAGGAGGAAAACUCAAGCAUACACAAACAUGCUAACUAGGGCUUAGACAUCAGUCCUCUGUGGACUCGCUCCUCACUGUCACCUGAGCAACUGUAAGCUCUCUAUGGAUGUGAAGCACUGACGAUGUUAACGCAGGAAGUAAAUACAGCCAUGUAUGGACUUUAAUUUCACUGACAUCUAUAUACUGUAUGCUUUGGAUAUUUUUAGCAGAAUAAAACACAUUAUUCAGA
Molecule: messenger RNA, 2555 nt
Organism: Cheilinus undulatus (humphead wrasse)
Lineage: Eukaryota; Metazoa; Chordata; Actinopteri; Labriformes; Labridae
Product: glycine--tRNA ligase-like
Exons: 17
Coding region: 128-2158 (676 amino acids)
Biological process (GO): mitochondrial glycyl-tRNA aminoacylation
Cellular component (GO): cytoplasm; mitochondrion
Molecular function (GO): ATP binding; glycine-tRNA ligase activity
Source: RefSeq, a predicted model, not a curated record